AUGCCGGUUAAAUUAAUUGCAAUCGUCUCACUGUCGUGUUUACCGUUUUUGUUUACGUUAGACGGAGAUUUUGUUUUUGAUGACUCUGAAGCAAUUGUAAAAAAUGAAGAUGUUACUUCGGAUUCGUGGACUGAACUAUUCACACACGAUUUUUGGGGUGCAAAAAUUAAAUCAAACUUUAGUCACAAAUCUUACCGGCCCCUUACUGUAUUGUCGUUCAAGCUCAAUUACUUCCUGAAUAAUAGAACUUUAUCAGCCUUCCAAUUUAAAGUGACAAACUUAGUAUGUCACGUCAUAUGUUGUCUGUUGGUGUGGAAAGUGUUUCAGACUCUUACAAGUCGUAAGGUCCUCUCUGUCGUUAUAAGUGAAAGUGAAAGACUAAGCAGGGAUUUAGAUAGCAAUAAGUACUGGUGGAGAAACACACCAUUCCUGGCGACACUAUUGUUCAGUGUGCACCCCGUCCAUGUGGAGGCUGUAUGUGGUGCAGUUGGCAGAGCUGAUAUCUUGGCUGCUAUAACAUUUUUCCUCGCCAUUCUUUGCUAUAGCCAGGCACAAGCCAAAGACUCGCGUGCAUAUUGCUUUUUGCUAUCUACAAUAUUUUUAGCUGGUAUGUCUAUGUUAUUUAAGGAGAAUGGUAUUACAGUUUUGGGAUUUUGCAUAGUUUAUGAGGUAGUAACAAAGUUGAAGAUAAAUAGAAUAGAAAGUAGGACUGCUAGGAUCCUGAGCCUAGACAACAUAACUGUGGACUCUAUGUUCAGGGUGAGUGCCAUGCUCACCAGUAUAUUGACCCUGAUGUAUGCAAGGUGGGCUGUGAUGGGGAACACAAGGCCGGAGUUCAAAUCCACUGACAACCCAGCAGCAUUUGCCUCUGAUCCAUUUGUUAAAGUAGCCACACACAACUAUAUAUACUUUUUGAAUCUGCUAUUGUUUGUAUGGCCUCAGUGGCUGUGCUAUGAUUGGUCGAUGGGAUGCAUUCGAUUGGUUGAGAAUAUGAGAGACACUAGAAUGGUGUUGGUGUACUCUAUGUAUAUAUUCGGCAUGUACAUGCUGGAGACUAUGUACAGCGGGAGAAACAUGAAGAUAACCAACAGGAUAAUGUUCUUCGCAGUAUCUCUGGUAGUGUUGCCAUUCUUGCCAGCCGCUAACAUUCUAUACCCGGUAGGCUUCGUGAUUGCCGAGAGGAUUUUGUACAUACCAUCGGCUGGAUACUGUCUCCUAAUAGCCAUUGGAUUCAACAAACUCUUGGAUAGGAGGUCGACGAAAUUCCGCAAGAUUGCUCUGUUGACGUUCAUGUCAGUGGUGAUGCUAUACGGUGUGUGGAGCUGGCGUAGAUCUUACGACUGGCAAAAUGAAUACAGUCUCUUCAUUAGCGGGAUGGCUGUCUGUCCGUUAAAUGCUAAAGUUCAUUACAAUAUUGCGAAGAUAGCUGAUGCGAAUAAACAAUACGAUAUGGCUAUAUCCGAAUAUAAAGAAGCUAUAAGGCUGUACCCACAAUAUUAUCAAGCAAUGAACAAUUUGGCGAACUUACUUAAAAAUCGAAAACAAUAUACAGAAGCUGAACGUUACUUAAGAUUAGCUGUGAAAAACAGAUUUUCAUACUUAAACCGUGAUGACAUGGACGAUUUCCCAGCUGCUUGGAUGAACUUGGGCAUACUUCUAGCUUCUACCAAUCGUCUCAAAGAAUCGGAAGCAGCUUAUAAAACUGCUUUGAAUCACCGCAAGAAUUAUCCAGACUGCUAUUAUAAUUUGGGCAAUUUGUACCUUGAAAUGAAUAAAACUGAGGCAGCUAUAGAGAGUUGGCUCCGAGCUAUUAAUCAGAGUCCUAAGCACGUCUUAGCUUGGACUAACCUGUUGGCUUUGAUGGAUAAUACUGGACAAAUUGACAGAGCGCUGGAAAUCAUACCGCAAGCGUUAAAGGAACUACCUGAGGCUCCUGCUGUAAACUUUGCCAUAGCCAACAUGUAUGGAAAGCUGAGCCGGUACGAGGACGCGGAGACACACUUCCUCAAGGCAAUCAAGUUGUUUGACAAGGAUAUCAAGGCCAUACACUACGCCAACCUAGGAGUACUUUAUCAUCGAUGGAAAAAAUAUCGUCUGGCAGAAGAAAUGUACACCAAAGCUCUAAAAAUUGACCCAUCGUUCAAGACUGCUCAAAAAAAUCUUGUUUCCCUUCAGAAACGUAAAAUUAAAUAA
Messenger RNA from Spodoptera littoralis (African cotton leafworm), 2193 nucleotides. NCBI's taxonomy places the organism in Eukaryota, Metazoa, Arthropoda, Insecta, Lepidoptera, Noctuidae. The record is from the annotation of a GenBank genome assembly.